CAAGUCCGUGCCCUCUUCCCCCAAUUCAGCCUUUCCCAGAGCCUCCCACAUCCUAUUUGUGCCACCUCGACGCCCCCCGUUUCUCAUUCGGCCCCCCAAAGAUCAAAUUUGCUAAAAAGUUUUUCAUUAUUGUUGACACGGUCUUGUUGCGAGGAAAUACUGUAGCCCACAUCCCCAAACGCGUGGAGCAGGCAGAUUGAAAUCUCUUUCCUGGGACGUGAUGGCGUCGUCGACUAUUGCUCGAUUUCCUUCUUUCUGUUCCAGAUCUUCAUCUUCUUCAUCUACUACUCCGUUAUCGCAUCUUUGGAUCUCUGUUUCCACAGUUUCUACGCCCGGAGUUUCCCCCGCACCUCUCCUGCACCGGCGACCUCUGCAUCUCUCACGGACCCUUACAAAAUCAUUGAACUCCCCCACACACGUCAAGCUGGCUCCCUCACGGUCAUCACCAUCCACUCGUCUGAGUCUCAUCUCUAGACACCUGGAAGACCACCAUCAGUCCUCCUACCCUCCCAUAAACACUCCAUAUACCAUUGAGCGAGACUCAGUACCUGCUUCCGCCGACGAUCUUCCCUACACACGACCACUCUCACGAUCACCUUCUCAAACACAAAAGAGACAGCUAUCGACAUCAUCAGCCGCCAGAAUGUCUGCACAACCUCCCCAUCCUACCCUCCUGAUCCCAGGACCUAUCGAGAUCAGCGAUGAAGUCUCACAGUCCAUGAGCCACUAUGCGCAAUCGCAUGUUGGACAGCCUUUCGUCAACGUCUUCGGCGAGACGUUGACUAUGCUCCGCGAUCUCUUCCAGACCAAGAACCCGAACUCUCAACCAUUCAUCAUCGCCGGCAGCGGCACUCUCGGUUGGGACCUCACGGCCGCCAACCUGGUAGAGCCCGGUGAGGACGUAUUGGUGCUACAUUCCGGCUACUUCGCAGACUCUUUCGCCGAGUGCUUCUCCAUCUACGGCGCAAAGCCCAAGCAAUUGAAAGCUCCCAUUGGAGACAGACCACAGCUCCCGGAAAUCGAAGCCGCUCUGAAAGAGAAGAAAUACAAGGCUAUCACAGUGACACAUGUAGACACCUCGACCGGCGUCCUGUCGCAGAUCCAAGCACUGUCCGACCUCGUUCGCAAGGUGUCCCCAGACACCCUACUGGUGGUGGACGGCGUCUGUUCCGUUGGAGGAGAAGAGCUCCACUUCGAUAACAUGGGCAUCGACGUGGCCCUGACCGCCUCCCAGAAAGCCAUUGGCUGCCCUCCCGGCCUGUCCAUCAUGAUGGUGUCAGAAAAGGCCAUGAACGUGUUCAAGUCGCGGAAGUCACCACCAGGAAGCUACUACGCCAGCUUCAAGAACUGGCUUCCCAUCAUGCAGAACUAUGAGGCAAAGAAGCCUUCCUACUUCGCAACACCACCAACGCAGUUGGUUCAAGCACUCAACACUGCCCUGAAACAGCUUCUAUCUCAACCUCUUGAAGCCCGCUUCGCUCAGCACCAGAAGAUCAGCAAGUACGUCAAGUCCGAACUCACUAAGAUGGGUCUCAAGCAAUUACCUACGGAUCCUGCCAACGCUGCCAACACCAUGACUGCAAUCUACCUGCCCGAGGGUCUGACGCCUCCUGAGAUUCUGCCCAAGUUGAUGGCGCAGGGUGUUGUGUUUGCCGGUGGUCUGCACAAGGAGAUUGCCGCAAGAUACAUUCGGUUCGGACAUAUGGGCGUGAGCUCCAUGGACGAGGCAAGAGGAGAUAUCGAUAAGGCACUAAAUGCUCUGAAGCAGGGACUCGCAGAGGUCGAGAAGGCUAAGAAAUAGAGCUCAAAGGAUACUAUUACGGUUGUAUUUGACGUGGAAGGAGACUGAGUCUAGGUGCAUACAUAUUGCAUAUGGCGGCAUGUCGGACGCCGCCAGCGCAUGGGAUGAUUAGGACGUAGAGAAAAAGUAUAUGUGGUUUUUAUACGAGGAUGAUGCUUCGAAGGUUUUCGUCGCAUCGAGAAUGAAUAUAUGAGUUCAAUCCG
Exophiala viscosa is the source of this 2004-nucleotide messenger RNA. Its product is annotated as alanine-glyoxylate transaminase. Gene Ontology annotation, molecular function: L-serine:pyruvate transaminase activity; L-alanine:glyoxylate transaminase activity. The transcript has a single exon. The record is from RefSeq and is a predicted model, not a curated record. Bases 221 to 1801 code for a protein of 526 amino acids. Lineage: Eukaryota; Fungi; Ascomycota; Eurotiomycetes; Chaetothyriales; Herpotrichiellaceae. Gene Ontology annotation, cellular component: peroxisome.